Entrophospora candida is the source of this 1989-nucleotide messenger RNA. The record is from the annotation of a GenBank genome assembly. Lineage: Eukaryota; Fungi; Glomeromycota; Glomeromycetes; Entrophosporales; Entrophosporaceae.
AUGAAAAUCAUUAUAGCAUAUUUUAUUUUUUUUACCCUAGUUAUUAAUGUAAAUACAUUACCACCAACUGAUAGAAAUCAUACUACACACAAUCCAUUUCGUCCAAAUUUUGGACCAGAAUUAGUUCAUCGUAAAUAUUUUUCCCCGUCAAUAAAAGAAUUUGGACAUAUAUUUAGGUCCCAAUUUCACUCUGGUGAUCCAAAAGAGAUAGCAAUUAAUUUUGUUGAAGAAUUGCAUCCGCAUUCUAAUUUUAUAAUAAAGAAUAUUUACCGAUCGGAGCAUACUAAUGUUACUCAUGUAUAUUUCAAACAAGUCAUAAAUGGUAUAACAGUUACUAAUGGCGAUUUAAAUAUAAACAUCGACAAGCAUGGAUCAAUCAUCAGUACUGGAGAUUCUUUUGCUUUACCUAAGUUCCGUCGUCCUCUUUCCAAACACAAAUUUAGGGGGAAUGCUGAACUUUAUAAUAUCAAUUUUGAUCCAAACCCCAUCAUCUCACCCUACGAGGCUCUAACAUCUUUUGCAAGUCUAUUAAACUUGCAAGCACCUGAAUAUGAUGAAUUGACAAUUUCAACUACAAAUUGGUUGAACGACGAACCUACAUUAUUAAUAUCAAAUGUAUCUUUUGCCCUGUCUGAUGUGGUUGUCAAGCAAUCCUAUCUUCAGCUAGAUACUGAUCAUCAACUACAAUUAAUCUGGGAAUUACAGAUUGAAAUGGAAAAUAACUGGUACCAUGCUCAUAUCGAUGCAUAUUAUGGCAAUCUAUUGUCUUUGAUAGAUUGGGUUUCAGAUGCUACUUAUAAUGUAUUCCCGUUAGGCCUAAAUGAUCCUUCCGAGGGAAGUCGAAAAUUAGUAACUGAUCCUAACGAUAUUAUUUCUUCUCCCUAUGGGUGGCAUUCUCAGGGCCCAAGAAAAAAUUUUACUACCACCAUCGGAAAUAAUGUUUAUGCUCACGAAAAUUUCAAUGGUGAAUGGGAUUGGGAGAAUAAUUAUCGUCCAGAUGGUGGCAAUGAUUUAUUAUUUGAUUAUCCACUUAAUUUGUCAAAUACUCCUAAAUCUUAUAUCGAUUCUGCUGUUUCCAAUUUAUUUUAUUGGAAUAAUAUGAUUCAUGAUCUAUUCUAUAGAUAUGGAUUUAAUGAAGUUGCCGGAAAUUUCCAAGAAAAUAAUUAUGGCAAAGGCGGCAAAGAUCAUGAUGCUGUCAUUGCUAAUGCUCAAGAUGGAUCUGGAUACAACAAUGCAAAUUUUGCCACGCCUCCUGAUGGUCAACAUGGUAAAAUGCGUAUGUAUGUUUGGGAUGUGGUUGACCCACUUAGAGAUGGUGAUUUAGAAGCCGGUAUCGUUAUUCAUGAAUAUUCUCAUGGUAUAUCAACCAGAUUAACAGGCGGACCAGCAAAUAGUGGUUGUUUAGGAUGGGGCGAAGCUGGUGGUAUGGGUGAAGGUUGGGGUGACUUUUUUGCGACUAUAUUACGUAUGAAAGAGGAAUAUAAUCGUAGUGUAGAAUUUGGUAUGGGUGAAUGGGCAAAUGGUGGUGAGGGUAUUAGGGCUUAUCCUGUAAGAUAUUGGGGUGUACAUGCUAAAGGUGCUGUAUGGGCUGGCAUUUUAUAUGAAGUUUAUUGGAACCUUGUUGACAAACUUGGGUUCACAUCAUCCUGGUUUCCACCAACAGAUGAAGAAGAUUAUAGUUGGUAUGAUAGAUCGACAAUUGACGGAUUUAAUACAAAUAAAAUUCCAAAGCAUGGAAACACAUUAUUUUUACAAUUAGUGGUUGAUGGUAUGAAACUUCAACCAUGUAGACCAACUUUUAUCAAUGCAAGAGAUGCAAUCUUGCAAGCUGAUGAAAUCUUAACUGGUGGGGCAAAUAAGUGCGAAAUCUGGAAAGGAUUCGCUAAACGUGGUUUGGGUGUCAAGGCUAAACUUGUUGGCGGUCCUGACUGGGGUGGUGUCAGAAAAGAAAAUUUUGAUGUUCCUACUUCUUGCUCUCACAUCUGUUAA